AUGUCAGCGCCACGUUCAUUAUCGGUCUCGAGCCAUAAGGAAAUGAGACCGGUAAAAGAGACCGAGCUCUCCGGGGUUGCGAAGAAGUCCCGUCAUGCUCCACAGGUCGUUUUGGGUUUGGGUUCACCCAAUAUUGCAUCCGCCUCGAGUGCUCCGUCCCGACCUCAGCAAGUCUCUCAUGCUCCUACUCCCGCUAGCUCACUGGGUGAGAAUGACUUCACGGCUAUGAAUGAUGAACAGAUGUGGGGCUACCAAUCACAGUGCUUGAGUGCGAUGGUUAGAAUUCGCAAUGCGUAA
Messenger RNA from Prunus armeniaca (apricot), 297 nucleotides. The record is from the annotation of a GenBank genome assembly. NCBI's taxonomy places the organism in Eukaryota, Viridiplantae, Streptophyta, Magnoliopsida, Rosales, Rosaceae.